Molecule: messenger RNA, 1375 nt
Organism: Dryobates pubescens (Downy woodpecker)
Lineage: Eukaryota; Metazoa; Chordata; Aves; Piciformes; Picidae
Product: P2R1A-PPP2R2A-interacting phosphatase regulator 1
Exons: 10
Coding region: 226-1080 (284 amino acids)
Biological process (GO): mitotic G2/M transition checkpoint
Cellular component (GO): nucleus; cytoplasm
Molecular function (GO): protein serine/threonine phosphatase inhibitor activity
Source: RefSeq, a predicted model, not a curated record
CCCUCAGCAUGGGGCGCUGCUGGGGUCAGCCUCUUGGCCGGGCCCGGCGCGCCCCCGGAUUCCGCCUGUGGCGCCGCCCGCGGGGCCUGUAGGGGAGGCCGCGCCGCGCCUGGCCGGGGGCAGCAGCGGCAUGAGGAGCCGCUGCGGCUGCCAGCAGUGAAUGGGCGUCGCGGCGGAGCGGGAGGAGCUGGAGCCGCCGCCGUUGCUGCUGCCGCCGCCGCCGCAAUGGCUCAGGAGAAAAUGGAGCUGGACCUGGAGCUGCCGCCGGGGAGCGCCGCGGCCCCGAGCGACGGGGGCGGCCUGAGGAGAUCCAACAGCGCCCCCCUCAUCCAUGGGCUCAGCGAUAACUCGCAGGUGUUCCAGGCUAACGUUCUGCGAACCCGCAGGAACAGCACCACCGUUAUGCAUCGCCACAGUCUGUUUGUGCCAUCGUCUCCCAUCCGUGUUCCCAGCAGCCGGCUUCAUCAGAUCAAGCAGGAGGAAGGGAUGAAUUUGCUGAACAGAGAAACAGUGCAUGAAAGAGAAGUGCAAGUAGCAAUGCAGAUGAGCCACUCAUGGGAGGAGAGCUUGAGCCUGAGCGGCAAUGAUUUCGAGAAGGCCUCGUCGCCGAAGCAAGUUGACUUUGUCCCAGUUUCUCCAGCUCCUUCUCCUACCAGAGCAAUAGGGAAGCAAUGCUUCUCACCAUCUUUGCAGAGCUUGGUGAGCAGCAGUGGAUUGCCUCCAAGCACCAGCCCCAGCCCAACAAGGCGCUUUGCAAGCAGGAGAAGCCAAAGUCCAAUCAACUGCAUUCGGCCAAGCGUCCUUGGGUCAAUCAAAAGGAAAGGUGUAACAGAGAUGGAAGAUCAUCCCAAAAGGUUAUUUCAAGGAUCCACCAGCAUGCUUAGCCCUGAGGUUUCCCAUCAGGCAGACCUUGGAGGAUGUCUGUCCUCACACGUUCUGGAUGAUAACAGAAGCAGUGCAGGCUCCUCCUGUGACUCCCCAGCUGAAGUUGGCACCAGCACAGACUCUCCAGGCUCCCUCUCUGACUCCAGAUCUCCUUUUUCACCUGUAGACCUUACGGCUAAGUUCCCUCUUGACUGAACCGCAGAGGCCACCCGGACCCAGGCUGCCUGGCACCGAGGCUUUCCCUUGUGUGUAGCUGAUUCUGUUCCUCAUAGGAACUUCCAGAAGUGGUCCUGAUUUCUAGAGAACCUCCUUCCAGCCUAUUUCCUUGAGGAGGAAUUUCCAGUGGUGCUUAUGUAGGAGCAGGCAGCUUUGCCUGUGUCCUCAGCCUGAGCCCCAGGAAGCAGCUUACUGGAUAGGUUUUUACUCCCUGACCUGAAGAGAAUUCUAUUUUUGGGGUGUUUUUUUUUUUGCUCUUCAUAUGAAAGAGGAA